Eucalyptus grandis is the source of this 3767-nucleotide messenger RNA. RefSeq lists its product as uncharacterized. The transcript has 8 exons. The record is from RefSeq and is a predicted model, not a curated record. NCBI's taxonomy places the organism in Eukaryota, Viridiplantae, Streptophyta, Magnoliopsida, Myrtales, Myrtaceae. Bases 1932 to 3491 code for a protein of 519 amino acids.
GUACACCAAAAGCUCCGGAUGAGGAUCGCGUCAAAUCAUGUCCUGUUGUACUCUUCAAUCAAGAGGUUGUGUUUCCUAGCUUGGAGACAUUAGUCAUUGAAGGCAUGGAUAAUAUUAAGAUAAUAUGGGACAAUCAAGUUGCUAUGGAGUCUUUUCACAAACUAAAAUCACUUGAGGUGUGGAGAUGCAAUAAGCUAGCAAACAUUGUUCCUUCUUGCAUUCUUGAACAGCUCAAGAGCCUAGAAAGUUUGAAUGUAAUGUCAUGUGGCUUGCUUGAAGUUGUUUUCAAACUUCAGCCACUGAAUCCUCUAGAUAGACAUCCCGUUGCUCGUUUGCCGAUAAAAAAGAUGAAGUUAGAUGGAUUACCAAAGCUAAAGUGUGUAUGGGAGAAGGAACUCCACAAUCAAGUCAAAUUCUAGUGUCUUCGUUCUGUUAUCAUUUACAAAUGCAAGAACCUUGCCUUUAUAUUUCCAGCCUUAGUAGCACUAUAUCUAACCCAACUUGAGGAGUUGGAGAUCAAUGAAUGUGGCAUUGUGGAACUCAUUGAGAAGGAAGAAGGACUAGUUUCCAGGUUUGUGUUCCCAAUGUUAACCUCCCUCAAGCUUGAGCAUCUAACAAAGUUGAAGUGCAUCUAUGCCGGAAAACAUGCUUCACAUUGGCCAGCAUUGAAGACCUUGGAGGUGCGUGGCUGUGACAAAGUGGAGAUACUUGCAUCGCACCUUGAGAAUGAGAUGCCACUUCUAAAACAGCCUCUCUUCACAGUAGAAAAGGGCGCAUUCUCAGAUCUACAAGAGUUAAAAUUGGAAUCAUACAAAUGGAUGGAGAUAUGGCUUGGGAAUUUUCUUAUUGAAGAACUCUUAUGCAAGCUUAGAGUUCUUGAGCUUUGUUGUAUCUCAAAGGAAUCUGCAAUAUUCACAUGUCAUUUUGUUCAAAGUUUGACCAACUUAGAAGAGCUAGUUUUAUGCAAAUUAUAUCUAGAAGAGCUAAGCAUCAAUGUCGAAGCCGUAGGAGGCCAAAGUCAUGAGUUAAAAGUAGUAUUACCAUUUUCAAUAUAUAAUCAACAUCUAAAGACUCUAGAUGUGUCAUAUUGUGAGGUAUCAAAUAUGUUCACACCAACAAUAGUAGGAAAUUUGGUGGAACUCACAAAAUUGAGGAUAAGUAAUUGUCACAUGUUGAUAGAAGUCAUCAAGGAGGAGGAAGAUAAAGAGGGGCAUGUAGUGGCCUUCAAAAAAUUGAAGUAUAUGGAGCUUGAUGGAUUGAUAAGGUUGAGAUGUUUCAGCUCAAGUGGACACACUUUGAUAUUUCCUCUCUUGGAAGAUGUCACUAUUACUAGAUGCCCUAACAUGAAAUUCUUCUCUAAGGGGCCAAUAGAGGCACCAAAGUUGGAGAGAGUACAAGUAUCGGAAGUGGAUUGGUUUUGGAAGGAAAACCUCAACACCACCAUCCAAAGUAUGUUUGAACAAAUGGGUAUAAUUGCUGGAGUAGAGUUUAUGCGGCUGUCUGAGUUCUCAAAGCUGAUUGAAAAAUGGCACAACGAACUUAUUCACAUCAAUUCAUAUUGGCACUUAAAAGUUCUUGUGGUGCAUAAAUGUCCAUCAUUUGUUAAUGCUAUUCCAUCCAAAUUGAUGCUUGUUUUAGACAAAAUGAAAGCAUUGCAAGUGUGCGAUUGUGAGUCACUAGAAGAAAUAUUCAGUCUUGAAGGAAUGGAGGCCAUGAAAAGCACUCGGGUGCUGCCUCAGUUAGAAGAAUUGGACUUGGUCAAUUUACCAAAGUUGAGGCAACUCUGGAACGAAAAUCUUCAAGGAGGGCGCUUCAAUUCUUUAACAUACCUUGGCCUUUAUAAUUGCAGCAACUUAAGACAUGCUUUUGCUCCAUCGAUGGCUCAGUGCCUUGCCAAUCUUGAACAAAUAGAAAUAAAGGAGUGUGGAUAGAUGGAAGGAGUAAUCGCAAAGGAAGAAGGGCGAGGAAGUGUAAUGGAGAAGAUUACAUUCAUGAAGCUCAGUGAGAUAGAGUUGGAAUGCUUGCCCCAUUUUACUAGUUUCCUCUUGGGAAAGAAUUAUAUGUUGUAUUGUCCUGGAUUACAAAAGCUGACCAUUGCCCAUUGCUCCAAGAUGAGAAGUUUCACUCAGCAAUCUUUGAUGGAGAUUGAUCAAGAUGCCCCUUCACUUUUCAAUCCACAGGUACAAUUUCCUCGACUUAAGAAAAUGGUUCUCUCCCACUUGGAUGACUUAAGCAAAAUAUGGACGGACAAUCCUCAGGAAACUCUUACUUUUGAUUAUUUACAGAAAAUAGAGGCUAAGAAUUGUAAGAGCCUUGAAAUUCUAUUUCCGCAUUGGGUGGCUAGAAAUCUAAGCCACAUUAAGAAACUUCACAUAGAGUCUUGUGGGCUCAAGGAAAUAGUUGCUAGAGGAGAUCCACCCUCUAUUACUGCUCAAUUCCUUUUCCCAGAAUUGACAACUUUGGUGUUACAUGAUAUGCCACAACUCAAGAGCUUUUGUCCUAACUUGCCUACUUUGAACUGGUCAUUCUUGAAAGAAUUGCGAUUGACUCAUUGUGACAAAUUGAACAUGUUCUCUGUUAUGGCAUUCAUGAACAAGUGGGCUCAAAGAGAUGAUCAGAAUGAACUUUCAGACCAUGAAGCACACUUUUCGCUUGAGAGGGACAUUCCCAUCUUGGAAAGGCUUUUAUUGGUCGAUAAGGAUAUUCAAAUGAUAUUGGAUGGAAAAUUUCCUGAUGACAUCUUUAGCAAGCCAAAGGCACUAACAUUGGCAUGCUUUCAUGAUAAAAAGGCUGUCUUUCCUCCUAGAUUCCUUCUAGAGAGAUUUCAGAAUCUACAAAGCCUUGAGGUCUUCUGUAGUUCCUUUGAAGAUAUAUUCCCUAAUGAAGGGCUUGUGGAUGAGGGAUUACAUCCAGCGCUUGAAAAUUUAAGUGAACUUAAGUUAAGAAAGCUACAAAACAUAAAGCGUGUUUGGAGAGAAGACUAUUUGGUGGCAAAAAUUCUUCAUAGUAUUGAAACAUUUGAGGUUUGGGAUUGCCCUAAUUUGACGACAAUAUUUCCAGCAAUGGCAUCCUUCCAGAAUUUGACAAAGUUAGUGGUGAAGAAUUCAUCUGGAUUGGUACACCUAGUAACAUUUUCAACGGUUACAAAUUUGGUGCAUCUCACUGAGAUGACGAUAAUAGGAUGUGAAAGAAUGAAAGAAAUAGUAGCAAACGAUGGAAAAGGAGAAGGAGAAGUAAUUUCUCUUGAGAAGCUAGAAACAUUGGAACUACAACAUAUGCCAAGCCUGUUAUCCUUCUCCUCCAUCGAAAGUUGCAUCUUUAGGUUUCCAUUAUUGGAUGACGUUAAAGUGGAAGAGUGCCCGAGAAUGAAGAUAUUUUCCAGGGGUAUAGUAAGCACACCAGAACUUCAUUAUGCAAUGCUGUUUCAACACAUAUGGGAUGUGCGCUUGGAGGGUGAUUUGAAUACAGCCAUGCAAAAGUUAUCGGCAUAAACAAAUGCACAUAAAACUAUCACAGAUAAAGGGGAGGACCGGCAAUGUGAUUGGUACAGAGAUUUGGAAGUUUUUGAGGCACAGUCAAAGGUUGAGAUGAAGAAAUCUUUUAUUGAGGGGUCCAUAAGAGAUGAUAUUCUAAACAAAGAGGGGUGUGUUUGGCCCUAUCCAUGAAAUCUCAGCACAAAUCAUUCCAUAGUCCCAUCAGUCCAAAGGAGACUCGACUUGAAUUUAGUCUUUGCUUUUCUUGGGCCUUAGCAAUCCGGUCCGCAGGUU